Nannospalax galili (Upper Galilee mountains blind mole rat) is the source of this 1403-nucleotide messenger RNA. It is a transcript of the gene Hsbp1, whose product is annotated as heat shock factor binding protein 1. NCBI's taxonomy places the organism in Eukaryota, Metazoa, Chordata, Mammalia, Rodentia, Spalacidae. The transcript is spliced from 4 exons. Gene Ontology annotation, biological process: cellular heat acclimation. Gene Ontology annotation, cellular component: nucleus; cytosol. Gene Ontology annotation, molecular function: transcription corepressor activity. The record is from RefSeq and is a predicted model, not a curated record. The coding region runs from base 117 to 347 and encodes 76 amino acids.
CCCGCGAUCCCGCGGCUGUGUUGUCGCGAGAAGUGGCGGCUGAGGGCGUCUGCGCCAACAAACCGAAGUGUAAGUGACGGUUCCGCGAUUUCGCCGCCAAGCUGGGCACCGGGGAGAUGGCCGAGACGGACCCCAAGACCAUGCAGGACAUCACCUUGGUGGUGGAGACGCUCUUGCAGCAGAUGCAAGACAAGUUUCAGACCAUGUCGGACCAGAUCAUUGGGAGAAUUGAUGACAUGAGUAGUCGCAUUGACGAUCUGGAGAAAAACAUCGCCGACCUCAUGACCCAAGCUGGGGUUGAAGAACUGGAAGGUGAUAACAAGAUUGCCGCUACCCAGAAGAGUUGAAGGUUGCUGAUGAUUUACACUGAAGCCCAGAACAUUCUCCCAAGCCAAGAGAAAACAAGUGGCUUUCUGCAACUAACUACUGUGUGUGGACAGGUCUUAUGAAGUGUGCAUCUUCUCACAGCCUGGAUCGUUAGUGUACAGAGUGAUUAUUCCCCACACUAGUUUCUCAAACUUGGUGUCUUCACAGCUUGGUCACUUGUCUUAAUUAUUAAACACUAAACCUUUGGCGGUUCCUUCAUAAAAUUGUCAAACUUUUUGGUGCACUCUUGUGACGUCUUUUUUCCCUGCUGUUCUUUUGUAGGAGUCGCUGUUUGAUAAAAGUGGCUGUGUAACUUUUUAUUAGAUGAGUAGUAGGUAGUAGCCCCCUCCCUGUAGACACAGUGACGUGAGACGUGUUUAGAGUUAGGGAUCUCACGGUCAGCACGAAGGACUGUUGAGCCGGCAUAGAGCCGGAAACGCUUUCCUAAUGGCAGAGAGCAUGUAUUGGUCGUUUCCACAGAGAUAGCUAUCGCUUGUUGCCAAAAGUCAGAAUCAACCACACCUGGUGCCUCGGCCUGAGGAGCUGCUGCGGUCAGUGAGAGGGGCCUGGCGCUCCAGGGUCUUGGUGCGUCAAGUUUUGUUAGCCAUUUAGACUCAAGGCAACUUCAGGAGGGCUUACAGUGCUCAGCCUCAGUAGUUACCUGACAGAGUCUGGCAGGAGUUUAAAACCCAGCAAUCCCAUCCUCUGAGCUACUGGCCAGAUGGGUCCGGCCAAUCAUGGCUGAAAAAUGACCAGUGACUGGUGGGAGGCCCUGGUUUUUAAGAAGUACUGUUUUAUUUGAACUUUUUCUUGCCUAAAUUCUUGCAGAGUAACAAUUUUAUUACUGAUUAUAGAAGACACAUAAACUCUUGCCGUUCACAAUUCAGCAUCUAGAGUGCUAACCCUCGAGUCUGCGUUUGAUGACCUGGAACUCAGUCCAUCUCAAGUCUGCAUUUGAGGACCUGGAACUCAGUCCAUGUCACUGUCCCCACCAAGUGAUUUCAUACAAUAAAAACGUGAAUGAUUGGAAACAUUGA